CAGGGUUGUGGCCACGCGCAGAGGCAGCGGUUGUUCCGCUUCCCCUCCGGCCCGGGCCGUCGCCAUUGCCGAAGGCUCCUGCCCUCCCCUCCCUGGCUCAAGGGGUUCUGCGCCUCACAGCCUCGGUAGCGACGGCCGCGCCCCGCGCCGCUCCUCUCCGCCCUGCCCUCCUCCCUCUCUGCUCCCCAGCAUAGUGCUCGCCCGCGUCGGCCCGGCAGCCCGCCCUGGGUCGGGCGGAGACCUUUCCUCUCUGGCCGUUUCCUAAUUCUGAAUCAUGUCUGAUAACGGGGAGCUAGAGGACAAGCCCCCAGCACCUCCAGUGCGGAUGAGCAGCACCAUUUUUAGCACUGGAGGAAAGGAUCCUUUAUCAGCCAAUCACAGUUUGAAGCCUUUGCCUUCUGUUCCAGAGGAAAAAAAACCCAGGAACAAAAUCAUCUCCAUAUUCUCAAGCACAGAAAAAGGAAGUAAAAAGAAAGAAAAAGAACGGCCAGAGAUUUCUCCGCCGUCUGAUUUUGAGCAUACCAUCCAUGUUGGCUUUGAUGCUGUUACGGGAGAGUUCACUGGCAUGCCAGAGCAGUGGGCGCGGCUGUUGCAGACCUCCAACAUUACCAAGCUGGAGCAGAAGAAGAACCCACAGGCUGUGCUGGAUGUCUUGAAGUUCUACGACUCCAACACUGUGAAGCAGAAGUACCUGAGCUUCACUCCUCCUGAGAAAGAUGGCUUUCCUUCUGGAACACCAGCACUGAACACCAAGGGGUCAGAGACAUCAGCUGUGGUGACAGAGGAAGACGAUGACGAUGAAGAUGCUGCUCCUCCCGUCAUUGCCCCUCGGCCAGAUCAUACAAAAUCAAUCUACACAAGGUCUGUCAUCGACCCUAUUCCUGCUCCAGUUGGUGACUCUAAUGUCGACAGUGGUGCCAAGUCUUCAGACAAACAGAAAAAGAAAGCCAAGAUGACCGAUGAAGAGAUUAUGGAGAAAUUAAGAACUAUUGUGAGCAUAGGUGACCCUAAGAAAAAAUACACAAGAUAUGAAAAAAUCGGGCAAGGGGCUUCUGGUACAGUUUUUACUGCAACUGAUGUGGCCCUGGGGCAAGAGGUUGCUAUCAAGCAGAUUAAUUUACAGAAACAACCAAAGAAGGAAUUGAUCAUUAAUGAAAUUCUGGUGAUGAAAGAGUUAAAGAAUCCCAACAUAGUUAACUUCUUGGACAGUUACCUGGUAGGAGACGAGUUGUUUGUGGUAAUGGAGUACCUUGCUGGUGGGUCCCUCACUGAUGUCGUGACAGAAACCUGCAUGGAUGAGGCGCAGAUCGCAGCUGUGUGCAGAGAGUGUUUACAGGCGCUGGAGUUUUUACAUGCUAACCAAGUGAUCCACAGAGACAUCAAAAGUGACAAUGUGCUUUUGGGAAUGGAAGGCUCGGUUAAACUCACUGAUUUUGGCUUCUGUGCCCAGAUCACCCCUGAACAGAGCAAACGCAGUACUAUGGUUGGAACGCCAUACUGGAUGGCACCGGAGGUAGUCACGCGGAAAGCCUAUGGCCCCAAAGUUGACAUAUGGUCUCUGGGCAUCAUGGCUAUUGAAAUGGUGGAAGGAGAGCCUCCAUACCUCAAUGAAAAUCCUUUACGGGCAUUAUACCUGAUAGCAACGAAUGGAACGCCUGAGCUCCAGAAUCCAGAAAAACUUUCCCCCAUAUUUCGGGAUUUCUUAAAUCGGUGUUUGGAAAUGGAUGUGGAGAAGAGGGGUUCAGCCAAAGAACUAUUACAGCAUCCUUUCCUGAAACUGGCCAAACCAUUAUCCAGCUUGACGCCUCUGAUCCUGGCAGCUAAAGAAGCAAUGAAGAGUAACCGCUAACGUCGUCAGCGAGCCUCGUGUUCCUUUAUCCAUUUUCUAAAGAAGUCUUUUAAUACAUGAAAUUGUUACUCUGAGGGGUGUAAAGAGACAGUCUGCAUCACAUGGAGAAAAGCAAGCAAACCAUUAUUUUCUAAAGAUGACCAAGAGAAAAUUGCAGUAAGAGAGUUACAACUUUGCAAUGAGCCCCUGCUUUAGGGUCCAAAAGGAGUUGUGGACUGCAUCACUAGCCUUAUAUUUCCCAGCAGACAGUGCUUGACGUUUGCAUACUGUUUUAAUGACUCUUAGUAGGGUAGAUCCUGCUCAGUGUCUCCUUUGGGUCUUUCCCAUACUUGAAUGUCAGAUUCGAGUUUUUCCUAGAUUGCAUCUGCUGGUCUUACCUCUCCUUUGUAACCUUCCCUUCCUCUAACCCAUUCCUUUCAAGUUGUCGCUUUGAGUUUUUCUUAUGCCUAAAUCCAAGAGAGAUGUGAUAAAAAUUAUGUAGUUCUUUAUAUUGGGAAAGGAGCUUGACAUGUUUUAACUUUUUAUAGAAGUUAGGACCAGCUGUUGUACGUGUAGUAUUUCAGUUAGAGCUUAAACUGAAGGGGAAAGAAAGUAUGUGAUUUUUACCUUUUUUAACAAAUGUGAAAGAGUCAGCUUUAGAAAUUUCAUGGUAGUGAGUUUGACAUUUGUUACAUGUAUAGAAAGAAGACUAAUAAUCUAUAUUUAUAGCUAAAUCAUUGAUGCAGAGAAAAAAAUCCCACUGACUGUAUGUUCUCACCAUUUUGUCUUCUUCUCUGCCUGUUUCUCCUCAUACUCGGCUUUAGGAACCAAAGUGAUCUGUGCUUGUUCACACAAGCUUUAUGGCUUUGGGGCCGCUGCCUCCCUGCACUUCCUUGGGAAUGGGUGUCUGUGUAUGUUCUGACUUAGGUGUCAGUUUUGAAUCAACCCUUAUUUCACAUAUUUCACCCCCUCUACCCUCUAGGGCAAGUAAUAACCAUUGAAUUUAAAAGUUAAAAGACUUCCUGUUUAAAAGGAAAAAAUAUUUGGGACUAGCAGAAACCAAGGAAGAUUUGAACCUUGGUAGGUUCUAGGCUAGUUGUAAUAAUGAAAUGUCAAUAUUGUAGAGGUGAAGCUUAUGGCAGUAAACUGUAAAGACUCAUCUAAUCUACAGUGUUCCCAGCCCGUUGUCAGUGUUUACUGUUCACGAGAGGUGAAGCUUGAUGGAUCAUCUGGGGUGUUGGGUACUUCGUUUUUCCAAUGAGUAGGGUAUUCAUUGUAAAACAAACAAACAAACUGGAGAAAGAACUGCAGUGUUCAUAUUGUUAGUAAUACUUUUUAUUUUAAAGAUUUAAUAAAAGGUCUGUGACCUGUAGUAUUAGCUGUUAGCUGCCCUUUCCCCCUCCUGUCUUCCCUUCUCUCUGCUUUGUUGCUUUGCCUGUGGAGGAGGUGUUACUGUCUGUUCUACGUUCCUGCCGCCAUAGAAAAGAAAUCUCUGUGGUUGAUUCAGGUUUGUCCCCACCAUCCCCUUUCAAAGAACUUGACACAUGCUUGCUGCUCUGCAGAGUACGAAUCAUGAAUGAAUCACGAAUGCUCUUCGGGGUAUUAGGGGAAGGGCAGGGCUUCAUCUCCUGUUGUUCCCAUUAAAAUACAGGGGUAAGAAGAGAUCACUGGGGGUUUUUGAUAACAAAGAUUUUCAGCGAAAGUCAACAUCCAGAGAACUUCCUGGCCUGUUUUCCAUGAGUUCUUUCUCCUAUGGACUAUAUUUUUCUACAACUGUCACUAAAUUACAGAGGCAAACUGGUCUGUUUGUGGUGGGACGCUGUGCUGCCUCAUGCGUUCUGGCUGUGUGCACUGUUUGUAAACAGCUGUCUGGGUGGAUUGUGGUGACAGUGCUGCCACACAGUAGAAAGCCAGCCACACAGUGGGACUGCUUGUCUCGGACUGCUCAAGGAGGUGCUCCAUCCUACGUCAGAGACAGCGCAGGGGACACGUGCCCCUGCCCCUCCUGUGCUGUGACUCCACAAGGGCUUUUAGGCAACAGAGCAGUCUGGGGUUUGUAUUUUCACUUUCUUGGAUGGUUAUCUGCGUGUCCAUUGCUGGCGACGGACUCUGUCACUCAAACCUGACUCCGAGGUUAAGGGAGCUGCACUGUGGUUUAUUCUCUCUGACCUGGAUAAACUAACCUGGAAUAGCUAAGAGAAAUGGCUAAUUUUGAGAUAUGUCAUUUUUAAACAAAAAUAAUCUUUAAAGCAAUAUAGAAUUGUGAUUUAUUAGUUAAUUUUAAAUUAAAAUGUUGAGAUCCUGUUGAAAGACAA
This is a messenger RNA of Rattus rattus (black rat), 4143 nucleotides long. RefSeq names its product p21 (RAC1) activated kinase 2 (gene Pak2). The coding region runs from base 275 to 1849 and encodes 524 amino acids. The transcript is spliced from 15 exons. Gene Ontology annotation, molecular function: protein serine/threonine kinase activity; ATP binding. Gene Ontology annotation, cellular component: cytoplasm. Lineage: Eukaryota; Metazoa; Chordata; Mammalia; Rodentia; Muridae. The record is from RefSeq and is a predicted model, not a curated record. Gene Ontology annotation, biological process: regulation of MAPK cascade; intracellular signal transduction; regulation of axonogenesis.